This is a messenger RNA of Verticillium alfalfae VaMs.102, 3861 nucleotides long. RefSeq names its product multidrug resistance protein. The record is from RefSeq and is a predicted model, not a curated record. Gene Ontology annotation, biological process: transmembrane transport. Gene Ontology annotation, cellular component: membrane. The transcript is spliced from 7 exons. Gene Ontology annotation, molecular function: ABC-type transporter activity; ATP binding; ATP hydrolysis activity. The coding region runs from base 1 to 3861 and encodes 1286 amino acids. NCBI's taxonomy places the organism in Eukaryota, Fungi, Ascomycota, Sordariomycetes, Glomerellales, Plectosphaerellaceae.
AUGGCCGUCGCAAACGAAAAGGCAACACAAGGGGACAGCCCAAUGAGUCCAGGUCUGGCCCCCACGCCCGCCUAUAUCCCCGUCGCAGAGAAGCGUGAUGGUAAGGUGGACGAAGAGAAGAACAUGGGCCCUGUGGAAGGUUAUAUUAGAAUCUUCAAAUAUGGCACCAAAUCCGAACACUCGAUGCAGGCUGUGGCCAUCUUGUGUGCCGUCGGCUCAGGCGUGGCCAUGGCAAUGGUCAACCUGGUUUUCGGCCAGUUCAUCACCGUCAUCACCAAGUUCGUGACCGGCCAGAAUACGCCAGCGGAGUUCCGUAAAGAUGCAUCUCGGCUUGCCCUCUACUUCUUUAUCAUCGGCAUCGUGCGCUUCAAACUCAGUUACGGCUACGCCACCUUCUUAACACUCGCCGCUUAUCGCACAACUCGCAAUAUCCGCACUGCGUAUCUCCGAGCCGGUUUAAGUCAGGACGUAGCCUACUUUGAUGCGGCCGAGGGCGGAUCCAUUGCCGUCCAGGCCACCUCCAACGGCAAGCUUAUCCAGGCUGGCAUCUCCGAGAAGCUCGGCAUGGUCUUCCAGGGACUUGCAGCGUUUGUCGCCGCCUUCGCUCUGGCCUUUGCCACACAGUGGAAGCUCACCCUUAUUACUUGCUGUAUUGCCCCUGCUACGCUGCUCGUCAUCGGAGUAGCCUCCACUAUCGAGGCCGGUAUCGAGACCGAAAUCCUCAAAGUUCAUGCGCAGGGAGGCAGUUUCGUCGAGAGCGUGCUCUCCAGCGCCCGCACUAUCCAGGCUUUCGCCCUCCGCACCAGACUAGUUGAGAACUUUGACUCUUACUUGAAAGAAGCUCGCCGACUCGGUAACAAGAAGAACCUACUUUUUGGGAUCAUGUUCUCGGCUGAAUACUUUAUCAUGUUUGCUGGAAUGGGUCUGUGUUUCUGGCAAGCCAUCAGCAUGCUCGUCAAGGGGGAGGUAGACGAGCCAGGAGACGUUUUUAUCGUCCUCAUGUCCGUCAUUGUGGCCGCCUCUAGUCUGACUUCAAUCGCUCCCUACCUGAUCGACUUCAGCCGUGCUGCAGCUGCAGCUGCUGAGCUGUUCCGCCUCAUCGACCGCCCCUCGAAGAUUGACCCGAACGAUCCUUCGGGUGCGAAGCCUGACGUCGUUGAGGGUACUCUUGAAUGCGAGAACAUCGUCUUUAGCUACCCUAUGCGCCCUGGCGUUACUGUUCUGAAUAACUUCACCCUGCGCAUUCCUGCCGGUAAGGUAACGGCUCUUGUUGGAGCUAGUGGCUCUGGUAAGAGUACCAUCAUCGGCCUCAUCGAGCGAUGGUAUAACCCCAACUCGGGUUGCUUGAAGCUCGACGGUCGUCCUAUCGACAGCCUAAAUGUUAGUUGGCUGAGGAAACAAGUCCGUCUCGUCCAGCAGGAACCUGUCCUCUUCUCCGGUACUGUCUUCGAUAACAUUGCCAAUGGUCUAGCUGGUACGGGCUGGGAGGACGAGUCCAAGGAGCAGAAGUUAGCCCGUGUGCAAGAGGCAGCCAAGGUCGCCUUUGCCCACGAUUUUAUCAGUGAGCUCCCCGAAGGUUACGACACGGUCAUCGGAGAACGCGGUGGGCUUCUAUCUGGCGGCCAAAAGCAACGCGUGGCCAUCGCCCGCAGCAUCGUCUCACAGCCUAAGAUUCUCCUUCUCGACGAGGCCACCAGCGCUCUCGACCCGCACGCCGAAGAAGUCGUCCAGAAGGCCCUUGACAACGUGUCCAAAGGUCGCACCACCAUCACUAUUGCCCAUAAGCUUGCUACUAUUCGGAACGCCGAUAAUAUUGUCGUUAUGGAGCACGGUCGCAUCAUCGAACAAGGCACCCACCAGUCCCUCCUCGAAGCAGAGGGUGGGUAUUCCCGCCUCGUCAAAGCCCAGGACCUUUCAGUCGCAGCCAAGCUGGAUUCCGAAGAUGAUGACGACGACGCCACGGCCGACGGUGCGGCUGACCGCAAAUCUGUCGAGCUCACCCGAUCGCUUACGCGGUACUCGACGACAGCACAACAAGGCAUAGCGUCUCGCCUCUCCCGUGAUGAUUUUGAGAACUGGAAGAGCACUGGGCUCGUGACUACCAUUCUCAAGAUUAUCAGAUCUACUCCUGAGCUUAUCUGGACCUAUCUGGCCCUUUUCACGGGCUGCUGCUUGGCAGCUGGUGCUUAUCCAGGCCAGGCCGUGCUGAUGUCAAAAUUCAUCGAUGUCUUCAAGCUCACAGGUAAUGAAAUGCGAAAGGAGGGCAAUUUCCUCGCGCUCAUGUUGUUCGUCAUGGCUUGCGGCUGUCUUGUCGUGUACUUCAUUAUUGGGUAUUCAUCCAACGUGGUCGCCCAGACUCUUAACCAUAAAUAUCGGAAGCAAAUCGUCAACGACAUGCUGCGCCAGGAUCUCCAGUUUUUCGACCGGCCAGAAAACACUACAGGUGCCCUGAGCAGCCGAACCGACUCCUACCCCCAGGCUGUAUUCGAGCUCAUGGGCUUCACCGUUGCCUUGAUUCUCAUCUCCAUCGUCGGCGUUGUAUCAUGCUCUGUCCUCGCGCUGGCCUACGGAUGGAGGCUCGGCGUCGUGGUAGUAUUUGCCGGUCUGCCCCCUAUGCUGAUCUCGGGGUAUGCUCGCAUCAGGAUGGAGUCAGCUAUGGACGCCAAAAUCAACAAACGCUUUUCGCAGAGUGCAUCGAUAGCCUCGGAAGCCAUCAAUUCGAUCCGCACGGUGUCGUCGUUGGCUAUUGAGCGGAAAGUCCUCGAGAGAUACGACGCAGAGCUGGCACACGCCAUCGCAGACUCGCGUAAACCCAUCACACUUAUCAUGCUUCCUUUUGCCUUUACCCAGAGUGUCGAAUACUGGUUUCAGGCACUGGGUUUCUGGUACGGAUGUCGUCUUGUAUCCUUUGGGCAGCUAACCAUGGUUGAAUUCUUCACUACAUUCCUUGCUGUGUACUUUUCUGGUCAGCAGGCCUCUAUAUUGUUUGGCUUCUCCGGCAGCAUGACCAAGGCAACGGGCGCCGCAAACUACCUCUUCUGGCUCCAGCAGCUUGAACCUACAAUCCGCGAGACCCCAGAGAACCGAGACAUGGCUCCCCAAGGUUUCAAGAGCCUCGAUAUUGAGGACGUGAAGUUCUCAUAUCCCAUGAGGCCCGACGCACGUAUCCUCCGUGGCAUCGAUCUCACUAUCAAACAAGGACAAUUCGUCGCAUUCGUCGGCGCUUCCGGCUGCGGCAAGAGCACCAUGAUCGCCAUGCUAGAACGCUACUACGACCCGGUAACGGGUCGACUCCUUGUCGACGGCCAGCCCCUGUCUUCGCUGAACCCCUGGGCGUACCGAAACGACGUCGCCCUCGUGCAGCAGGAGCCCAAGCUCUACCCCGGCACGAUCCGUGAGAACAUCUCCAUGGGCGUGCCGAGCGGAGGCACGUCGAAAGUACCCGAGGCAGACAUCAUCGCCGCGUGUCACUCCGCCAACGCAUGGGACUUUAUCAGCUCGCUACCAGACGGUCUAGACACAAACUGUGGCAGCAACGGCCUCCAGCUUUCAGGCGGCCAGCGGCAACGCAUCGCCAUCGCGAGAGCGUUGAUCCGAAAGCCUCGACUGCUCCUCCUCGACGAGGCCACCAGCGCGCUGGACACGCAGUCGGAGCGAAUCGUGCAGGACGCGCUGAACGAGGCUGCCAAGACGGGCGAUCGGAUUACCGUUGCCGUCGCCCAUCGACUGUCGACGGUGCGCCAUGCUGAUAUGAUAUGCAUCUUCCACGGUGGUAGAAUUGUUGAUACCGGGACGCAUGAGGAGCUUCUUGCCACGAGCGAGAUGUACCGAAAGAUGUGCGAGGCACAGAAUCUGGGAUAA